Xyrichtys novacula (pearly razorfish) is the source of this 14201-nucleotide messenger RNA. NCBI's taxonomy places the organism in Eukaryota, Metazoa, Chordata, Actinopteri, Labriformes, Labridae. The record is from the annotation of a GenBank genome assembly.
UUCAGAGCAAAUCAUUUUAAUAACACAAAACCCAAAUACUGCAUAUUCAGCCUAACAACUUACAGUGGUUAUAAUAAUAAUGAAAACUUUAUUUUCAAAGCACUUUUAUAAACAGAAGUUUACAAAGUGCUUUUAAAACAGUCGUAAAGCACAGAACAUCAGCACAUGGAAAUAAUAACUAAUUAAAAACAAAAGCCCCCUUAAAACAAGGCCUCUGAAUUGAAGGCCAAUUUAAUUUUUCAUAAGAAACCCGGACAAUACAAGAACUCUACAACAUAAAAUGAGACCAUGAGGACCAAAACAAAAACAUCAAAUAGGUAAGAAAAAGAAAUGUAAAAAAAAAAAAAGGGGGGGGGGGGGGGCAGUAAACAGGAUAGUAAAUAUAAAAAGACAAUCUAAAUAAUAAAAUCAUAAUGGCGGUAAUAGUAAUGAUAAAAUGGAAUAACAAAAAUGAGCAGGAAAAUACAAUAAAAGGUUAUAUCAGAAAACAUAAGUAAAACAAAGGCUAAAAGGACAGAAUUUAUGAUGCCAAAAGUGAUGAGGCAUACAUUAUGUGGUAUACAUUUGUGCAAAGAAACACUGAGUAUUUAGAGGAUAAAUCUGUCUAAAGGUGAUAGGAGCCCCUCAUCAUACCUGAAAGUUUAAACAUAUUAGUUAAACUCAUUAAUGUGUGAUUUCCAUGUUUUAGUUCACAUGUGGGUCAUUCAGUAUUUGGGGUCUUCAAGGACCCUUUAGUUUAUUUUUUUAUGUAUUAAAUAUUAAGUAAGAUACAGACUUAAACUUUGUUUUUUAAAACCUAAAUAAAACACAUUCAGCCUAAUAACUUACAGUGAUGAAAUUUGGAAAUAUUCAAAGUUUCAAACAAAUAUUUUUGAUUCUAAAAGUGAUGAGACACACGUUAAGUUUCUCUAUGUUUUAAUGUUUUUCUUUUUGUAUCUAUACUAUGCUGCUGUCAAUUUGGGAUUUUCCCUCGUGGGACAAUGAAAGGGACAUCUUAUCUUUUAUGUAAUGAACAUUUGUACAAAGAAACACAGAGUAUUUAGAGGAUAAAUCUGUUUUAAGAGCCCAUCAGAACACCUAAAAGUUUAGGUAUAUAUUAGUUAAUCUCAUGACUAUAUGAUUUCGAUGUUUUAGUUCACAUGUGGGUCAUUCAGUGUUAAAUCCAAUCACUGCUUUUCGCGCCAAUCCCGACUAUCGGGGCGGAAGUUUUACAAGUCACCUGACCCGGCGGAGCCCACAAUUUUCGCGCCACUACAACGGCCCGCCCAUUCUAGCUACGAGACGUGAUCUGAUUGGCUGAUCCGGACGUCAGACUCGCGCCACUUCUUUUGGAGCACGACUGGAAAGAGACCCGCAAGCUUCAACUGAAUGAAUCCACGUCCACGGUGCUUUUUUUAAACUGACUAAACCGUGAAUUUUACGCGCACCUUUUGGUUCGGUGGUACUUUGAAGUGUUUUGGGAUCAAGUUUUCUUCGUUUGAGGGUCGAAAUCUGCAGCCAUGGCUCGUAAGGAUUACGCGGCUGAGAAAGGUAGGGGGAAACUUUCAUAACAACAGCAUGGCAGAGACAGGUUACUCACAUUUGUACAGUUUUAGCUCAUACUUCCUCUGAAAUAUGACUACUUUCUAUAUGAUCGGGGUGAUUAAAGUUGUAAGCAAUCAAACCUCACUUUAAUUCAAUGUCUUUUGAAUAUCAGAGUUGUAACUCAUUCACACACCCAACAGUGUGACCUCCUAGUUUGCGUUAACUCACUCACUUUAACGUGUUAUGGGUGUUUGUGUGCAUAUCUUUGUUCAGUAAAACAUGUCUGGGUGUUAGAGAUGUAAAAACUUUAGUGUAGUUUGUCAAACUUUGUAGUGAGCAGAUAGAUCCUGUCUGUCUGUGAGUGUAUGACUGCUCGGUGACCCGGAUGGAUCCGCUUAAACAAAGGAGCAGGCGCCACUCUGAAGCACAUGUCCAACAAUAACCUGCAACAAAAGUGAAGAAAAAAGUGGAUAACUGAGCUCCAACAAGGUUAAAAAGUUAGAAACAUGUGUUUAAUGUGAACAGCACUUACAUUAGUGAUUACUGAUUUAAUAAUGCAGUAAAAGUCACCUUUAAAACUUCGUUUACUCAAACUUUACCAACCUACAACAGGCUGCAUUUACAGAUCAAUAUCUUUAUAUGGUAUAUUCUGUAUGUUGCAAAAAAGUGCUUAAACAUGAUCACGUAUCUUAGCCUGUUGCUUAGAUUGUUAUCAGAUCUUUCUCACGUUUACACUGAUCUUUAUUUAUUUUACAGGGACUAUUUUUAAGCAUCUUUCUUUAAUGAGAGUGUGUGACUGAUCUCAGUGUUUGAAGGGAACAAUAAAAAAAUAAAAUGAGUCUUAACCCUUUAAUGUCUUUGUAUCAUAUUUGAUACACACUUCUAUCAAAUCAAUAUGAUCAACAAAUUACUCAAAAAAAACCCACCUGAAUACAGUCUGAUACAAAUUUUCUUUUAGUUUAUUAGUUUCCAAAAACAUCUAAUAUAUCAAAUGAGAAAUAAAUGUGUGUGUUAAAUUUUAGGACAUUUUUAUUUAUUUAUUUGGUUUUGUUUUCAGUUUAAGUGAAAAACAUUUCAGCUCUUAAAAAAUUGAAUUUUCUGGCCAUAAUUUGGGGUUUCAGGCAUUAAAGGGCUACAGAGAUCAUGUAUUACCAACACUUCAACUAGAGGAAGAUGGAUCAUUGAUCUGGCUGCUUAUUAGGCCAAUAUUUAUCAUUGGUACAGUUAUAUUUAUUGGGGUUUUACUCCAUUUAUUUUCUUUGUCCCCAUCUAUCUUUAUGUAUUCUCUUUAUUUUUAUCUAUUUAUCUUUAAUUUUCCUCAUUUUAUCUAUUAUUAAUUAUCUCCUCAUCUGCCUGUGACAAAAAGCAAUUUCACCUGGGGAUUAUGAUAAUAUUUCUGAUAACUGUUGAUAAAAUAAAUAAAAAGGGAGUUACUUUGGUUAAGUUGCAUAUGUGUCUAUCCAGGUCUGUUUUUACUCACCAUUAUAUCUUGCCUAAUGCCCUACAAACUAUUCUGUCCUCUUUUGCUGAGGUGAAAAUCUUUACACUUGCAUUUCAGGUUUAAAGUUGAUUUAAAAAAGUUUCUUAAGGGAUAAACACUCCAUUAAUUCGAAUUAUUCAGGGAUGAAGCUUUGUAAAGUAAAGAUUCACACUCUUAAUUUGGUGUAAAAUUUUUACACCAUUUUUUUUUUACACCAAUUUUUUGCUCAUAGGUAUCAACAAUUAGCGUUAUUGACCUGAAAAAAAAUCUAUGAACCCUGACUCAUAAUGGCUAUUUUCUAGGUCUAUAAGAGACUUUAAAGGUACCGCCCGACUGACAAAAACUUGCCGAUUUUUGCCAAUAUAUUUUCAGAAAUAAAAUGCCGAGAAGAAGUUUUGGUUUCACUUCGGAAACGUUCCGCCAUUUGAAAAAAAAUCCCCUGACUUAUCCAGUAGAUGGCGCAGUUGAAAAUGCUUUUCUGGUCAGAGUUUGAUCUGUCGGUAUUCCUGUCAGCGUGAAGAGCAGUACCCUACAGUAUAUCUACACUAUAUAUUUUUUAUAACUUAAUAAAAAAUUUGGCUUAACAAAAAUCAGUAAUCGGCAUUGGCCCCAAAAAAUCCAUAUCGAUCAGGCCCUAGUUAAAGGUUUACCCAUUUAAAAAAAAAAAAAACUGCUUAUCUUGCUUUGACUCUUUUAAUGUGACGUUUCUCUUUUUUUUAUUUUAACCAAUAACCUGUUUUUAUAUUCCUUUACUGUGAAAUUUGUUUGCUUUUAAGAUGUAGACCUUUGAGGUCGCUUGAUGUAAAGGACACUACACAUAAAAUAUAUUAUUUCUUAUUUACUUAAGCUCAAUUUGACCCUCAAAUCAAGGUAAUAUUUUUCCUUUAAUUCUACUAAAAGUAGACUUAAUUUUGCAAAAGUAUCAGUGUGAUUUCAGCUCUUUAAAGGCUUAUAAACUGGUCCAAAGUUUAGAUGAGUUGGUUAAAGUGACUGAUACAUUAAAACAGCAGCUGGUUGCCCUGCAUGUGGUCUCUAUGGCUUAUCUAUGAAAGACCUAACUGCACUACAGGUUGAAUAUAAGCUGUUUAGAAGCAAGAAACUGUUUGGAAACACUGGUUCACGUUUUGAAUAAAGUAGUAAAGCCAGUGUGUGUAAACAAGGACCUACCUCUGUCGCCUAACUAAGACAUUUACUGAAACUUUACUCUAACCCAGUGGUUCUCAACUGGUGGGUUCCGACCCAAAAGUAAAUAUUUAAUGCGACAUUUAAUAGAUGUUCAAAAUUUUCUGCACAUGGAACUUCAGUAGUUGUCGUCCUCAUGUUGUCCCCUUCGUGUGCUCUAAAAUGCACAACUCAGUAAAACAAGUGGAUUUCUGUUAAAGAUUGGAGUCUUUAAAGUUUUUUUUAAUUAAAAAGAUUAAUUUACUUGGUUUGAUUUCUAUAAAAGUGGGUCGCAACUUCAGGACCAUGGGAAAAUGUGGGUCCCAGAGUGAGACCAGUUGAGAAUCACUGCUCUAACCCGAGUCGUCAUCCAGUCUGUGAAUAUACUAAAGCAUUAAAUCUCUUAACCACCGGAAAUCAUCACCGUCAAAAACUACCAUUUUUGUGAGCAGAGGGGUCGUUUUAGUCGCCAAGCCAUUCGUCUUCUCCCCCCGCCAAGCUAACUUGAGCUAACGUAGGAAGAUGGCUGGCCGUGGGUUGAAAACAACAGCAAGGACUAUUUACAACAGCGGAAGCUUUUGCGGAGGGAUAUCGAAGUGACGAGGCACAAAGCCAUGUGCUGCUUUGUUUACAAUAACAUCCUCGAAGAGAGAAAUAACACACCAGAACUGCAGAUUUUUUUACCCCGCGACAAAGUAAGUUGGAUAUUUAACUUGUCGUGUUAGGAGUAGUUUUGUUUCUCGUAACGUGGAAAUUGAUAUAGUCAGUAGUUGUGGUUCUUUCGAGAAGUAAGGGGGGAUAUUUUCUCCAAAAGAUGGACACUGAACUGAGCGCGCCUGUUGUUGUAUUUACAUCUGACUCUGAAGCGAUCUGCUGCUGCUGCUUCUGCUGCUGCGUAGGGCCAGUUCACCGCUGUCCCUAAAACUGUGCUAGUGUGAACACAGGAGAGGAGGAAUUUGAUUCAUGUGGAGCAUCAGUGCCAGUUUGUGCUCCACGGCAAAGCUAUAGUGACUCAUCGAGAUUACAGGAUGCCAUGUUACUCAACAAAGGGGGGUCGUCGCAGGACAACAAAUUAGCUCUCAGUCUCAAGGCCCACUUGUAGUUGUGUUUAAAUCAACAUUUCCAACAGAUUAUUAACUUAAAACACAACGUUCACAUCGAAGAAAAUGAAGGUAAGUGGGUAAAGAGUGGUUUCUUUUCAUGUUUUUGUUUACAGCUGAGAGUAAACUCACCGCCUGCUGUCUGCUGGGUUUGGCCUGUGUGUUUCUGCUGUGAAAAAAAAACGCUAAAGGUAUUUUUUCUUGUGUUUGUUUUGUAGAGAAGUGCAAAAGAUUCCUCCAGGAGUUUUACUCAGAGGAUGACAAUGGGAAGAAGGUCUUCAAAUAUGGAGCUCAACUUGUAAGUAAAGUUAGCUGAUAGUAAAGCUUUCACAGCUGACUUAGAAAAACAUCCUGCCAUUAUCACACACAAGUGAAUAUGUCUGUAAGAAGUCUGUUGCAUGCACAUAUAUAUAAAAAAAAUAACUAUUUUUAUGGCACUUUUAAAAACAGAAGUUUGACAAACAGUCGUAAAGCUUUAGCACAUGGAAAUAAAAACAAAUAAAACACAAAAGCUCGGUUAAAAACAAGGACAUUUUCUUUUGUCAUAAGAAACCCAGACAAAACAAGAACCAUGCAGCAAGCUACCUUUUUUUAUAGACAUGUUCUGAUUUAAUUUGUAUCUGCCUCCCAGUAUUUUGUGGUAUUUGUUAGGAUGAGUUUCUUUAGCCAGUCAUGUCAGCCUUUAGAGUGGUGGAGCUGUGUCACUCAAAUACCCCAGACACUUUGGUGUUAGAUUGCUGGAGCCGGGGGCCUCCUACAACCAUCCCUGAGCAAGGAACCCUGUACACAUUAUUUACACCAUGUAGGUCCCCAAAAUAUGUUUGCCAUGAUAUUUCCUUCUUGGGACCUUCCACAUGUUCAUCUAAGGCUUUUGAAAUAUGUUGUCCUUUGUUUUUACCAUACAUGGAUUUCUCUUAGGGUCAACUAAACACCAACAGUAUGUUUAGGAUUGUGAACCGCUAUAUAUACUUGAAUGGUCUUGGACCACUCUUUGCUACACUCAUGUUGGCCACACUUGGGGGUGGGCUACUCUUUGCCACACAUGGGGGCUACACUCUUUGCUACACUUGGGGGUGGCUACACUUAGCACCACUGUUGGUCACACUUGUGGCCUGCUGAAGCUGUAACCCAGAUAUGUAAUCAGUAAAGCUUGUCAAAAUGAUCAUUCGUGUGGACCUUCGAUUCUUUCUAGUGUGAACCUGGGCUAGGCAUCCUUACAGUAUUGUUUGCCGUUACUCUCUAUUGUACGCCAAGAACUUUGAAUACAGCUAAAGCCAAAGAAAAGUUUAACAAAGCAGUUCAAUAAAUUUUCUUUAAGUGGAAAUCUAAUAUAACAGACUAUUGUUGAUCUUUUGAUGGUUUUGCUUCUUGCCAUCUUGGAGGUUAAAAAAAUGUUAAAAAUUUUAAGGUUGGAAGAGGAUUUCUUUGAUAUCGUUGAACGUUUUUGCAUAAAGUGAUUAAAUCGAGUGGCCCCUUAUUUUGGGGAAUGAGUUGUUUUUAAUUUUUGUAUAUAUUUUGCUGCACUUUGCUAAACUGUUUGCCAUGAAGUUGAAACUUUUACCUAAAAUAAGGAGUAAACAUACAAAUCUUUAAUCGUAAUCAAAUCUACCGACGUGGCAAUAAAAACAAAUAAAAAACAAAAGCUCAGUUAAAAACAAGGCCUCCGAAUUGAAGGCAGAUUUCUUUUGUCGUAAGAAACCCCAACAAUAUAAGAACCCUGCAACAUAAAGCUAUAGUUAUUAAAGCUACCUUUUAUAGACAUGUUUUGAUUUAAUUUGUAUCUGCCUCCCAGUAUAUUGUGGUAUUGUUUGAUGUUACUCUCUAUUGUACACCAAGCACUUUGAAGACAGCUAAAGCCGAAGAAAAGUUUAACAAAGCAGUUCAAUUAAUUUUCUUUUUUAGUGUAAAUGUAAUAAAACAGACUAUUGUUGAUCUUUUGAUGGUUUUGCUUCUUUCCAUCUUGGAAGUAAAAAAAUAUAUAUUAAAAAUUUAUUUUUUUUUUGAAUGUUUUUGCAUAAAAUGAUUAAAUCGAGUGCCCUCUCAUUUUUAGGUAAUGAGUUGUUUCAAAUUUUUUUACAUCCUGUUCUGCACUUUGUUAAAUUUUAACCUCAAAUAAGGUGUAAACAUACCACAUUAUAUCAAAGACUGUCAAAUCAACUGAUGAAGGCGUCAUCGAUGUGUAAUUAAUGAGAAAUUGUGCCCACAGGUCUGUGCAAAUAAGCGGCUCAUCAAAUAACUCGUCUGUGUGUACAGGUGGCGCUGGCCCACAGGGAGCAGGUGUCUCUCUUUGUGGAUCUGGACGACGUGGCGGAGGAAGACCCCGAGCUGGUUGAGAGCGUCUGUGAGAAUGCAAAGCGCUACACGGGCCUGUUUGCUGACGCCAUCCAUGAGCUGCUGCCAGAGUACAAAGAAAGAGAUGUAUGUUUGCUAAUUAGUUUAGCUUGUUUUAUGUUCAAGUGAGGUCAUUUUUGAUUGUAAGAUGUGAGUCGUCAGUAAUUACUCAGUAUGUCUACAUGACACUCAAGAAAACUGAAUUAUUGCCUUAUUCUGAUUAACACCGGACAACUGAAUUGCAUGUAAACACUUUAGUCUGACUAUAAUCGGAGUUUGAGAACUUCGAUUAAGACACCCAGAUAAUGCGAUUGGAAUUCGAUUUUCUCUACCGUGUAACCAGCGUAGUUGGAGUAUGGUUGGACAAUGCAUGUGUGCAUGCGCCACGCCCAGUAACUCCAUUACAAAAACACCAGAGAAGAGGAGUAGUGUGCAUCUCAUCUGCAGAAAAAGUAGCGUGUACAUCAUGUACGACAAAAAAAACUUCUGAACAAUGCUCCAUCUUCUUGAUCGAAAAUGCCCAGCAGCAGUUGUAGUCACUUCUGACAGGAGGAGGACAUGUUUACGGCAAUAAUUUAAUUUUCUCAGCUGAAUAUGCGGACAAGGAGAGAAGUCCAAUUGGGCGGAGAAAAAAAAAAACGAGUUAUGAGCUUAGUCCGAUUUAAGCUUCACAUUUAAACGCACUGACUGAUGCAUCCAUCACUUUUGCUACUUUCAGAUUGUGGCCAAAGACUCCUUGGACGUGUACAUUGAGCACAGGCUGAUGAUGGAGCAGAGGGGCCGCGACCCUGCGGACACCAGAGACCCUCGUAACCAAUACCCACCUGAGCUCAUGAGGAGAUUGUAAGUCGGAUCAGGGGUUGGAUUUAUGUGAAGAUCGUAUUUGAUUGAUUUGAUGUUGAAGACCUUUUUUUUUUUUUUUUAUGGACUUUGUCUCCCGUCCACAGUGAGCUCUACUUCAAAUCUCCCAGCACCUCGAAGCCCAAAGUGGUGCGUGAUGUGCGAGCAGACAGCAUUGGGCACCUGGUGGCAGUGCGAGGAAUAGUGACCCGUGCCACUGAGGUCAAACCCAUGAUGGCUGUCGCUACUUACACGUGUGACCAGUGUGGUGCAGAAACGUAUCAACCAGUAAGAUCAGAUUCAUUCGUUUAUCUACAUCCCGAGGAAACACUGAUGUUUGUCUCUUGGUGCUCAUAAGAUCCCUUUUUAUGUAUCCCUCAGAUCCAGUCCCCCACCUUCAUGCCCCUCAUCAUGUGCCCCAGCCAAGAGUGCGUCACAAACAAGUCAGGAGGUCGACUCUACCUGCAGACCAGAGGCUCCAAAUUUGUCAAGUUCCAGGAGCUGCGUAUCCAGGAGCAUGUAGGAAACCAGAUCCACUCAAACUGUCACUCAUUGUUGGUUGAUGCUGUUUGAAACGAUUUUGUCAAGUUUCUUCCAUCUCACGGGUUUCUUCUGUCUUCCCGCAGAGCGAUCAGGUGCCAGUGGGAAAUAUUCCGAGGAGCAUGUCUGUGUACGCUCGUGGCGAAAACACACGCCUUGCCCAGCCGGGAGACCAUGUAGCCAUCACCGGAAUCUUCCUCCCUCUUCUCCGCUCCGGAUACUCUCAGGCUGUCCAGGUCUGAAGAAACAACCUCAAGACUUAAGGCCUUUGUUGUUGAUGAUGAUGUCCACGCUCCUAAAAUUCACUCUGAUCUCCUGAUUUUGGUUUUGGUUGUUUUAGGGCCUUUUGUCAGAAACCUACAUGGAGGCUCAUAGCAUCACACUAAUGAACAAGACUGAGGACGAUGAGCUCGGCAACGAGGACCUGAGCGAGGAGGAGCUGCGCAGCAUCAGAGGUUUGACAUUAGAUCAGCAUGAAGACCAUUGAGCUGCUAGAUGCCGAUUCAGAUAUCCUUUUUGUUUUGUUUUUUUGUUUUUUUGUACUCUUGAAUCAACUUGGUUAUAUGUUUGUGUGACAGAUGAAGGAUUUUAUGAGAAACUCGCCGGCUCAAUCGCACCUGAGAUCUACGGGCAUGAAGACGUGAAGAAGGCUCUGCUCCUGCUGCUGGUCGGAGGUGUGGAACAGGCGCCCAAAGGCAUGAAAAUCAGAGGUGAGUGUAACACCAGUCCUCACAAUCAGUCACUCAGGUUAUGGUACUGAUUUUGUGACUAUCACCAUGACAAUCAUGUAAGAAACUGAAACAAAUCUUCACGUUUGACCUCUUUACUCUUUAAGGCAAUAUAAACAUCUGCCUGAUGGGAGACCCAGGAGUGGCCAAGUCCCAGCUGCUGUCCUACAUUGACCGUCUGGCUCCACGAAGUGAGUGCAGUCUUGUUUGCUGGGAGCAGGAGACGUGAAUCUGGUUUAAUGUUUUAUCUGGUGUGCUUUUUCUUCCCAUUAAGGAGUUUAAGGGUAAAAUAUUAACUUUGGAUGUGCUUCUCUCACCAAAGAAAAGUUGGGGAAAGUCUGUAGAGAGGAGGAAAGGAACACUGUAGUUCUGAGCUCGUUUUGAAACUUGAUUUGAGUCUUAGUUUUAUUUUUAAAAGGCUCUUUUAAAGGGGAAAAAAAAACAUCACAGCCUCCACAGUCUGGUCUGAUCCGUCAGUUUUCUCGUCUUUGUGAUGGUUUUUAGGUCAGUACACAACAGGUCGUGGCUCGUCUGGCGUUGGUCUGACCGCCGCGGUGAUGCGUGACCCCCUGACUGGAGAAAUGACCCUGGAGGGUGGCGCCUUGGUGCUCGCUGAUCUGGGCAUCUGCUGCAUUGAUGAGUUUGACAAGAUGGCCGACGCCGAUCGUACAGCCAUCCACGAGGUGAUGGAGCAGCAGACCAUCUCCAUCGCUAAGGUGAACGGAACCUCAUUGUUAUUAACCUUCUCAGAUGGUCAAUUUAGAGACCUGAUGACCGUGUUACACCCCCACUAAUGCUUCCCGCUCCCUCCAGGCCGGCAUCAUGACCUCCCUGAACGCCCGCUGCUCUAUUCUGGCCGCCGCUAACCCCGCGUACGGCCGCUACAACCCCCGGAAGAGCAUCGAGCAGAACAUUCAGCUGCCGGCGGCUCUGCUCUCCCGUUUUGACCUGCUGUGGCUGAUCCAGGACAAGCCCGAUGCUGACGCUGACCUGCGUUUGGCGCAGCACAUCACCUACGUCCACCAGCACUGCCGCCAGCCGCCUACCCACUUUACGCCCAUCGACAUGAAGCUGAUGAGGUGAGAGAAAUGUUUUUAACGUAAAUAUGAAGACCACACCCUGAAAGAUAAGUGUUUUUAACAGAAUUUGAACACGUUAUUCCCUUCAGGCGUUACAUUGCUCUGUGCAAGAAGAAGCAGCCCGUGGUGCCCGAGGCCCUGGCCGAUUACAUCACAGCGGCUUACGUAGAAAUGAGGAAAGAGGCCAGAGUCAGCAAAGACACCACCUUCACCUCUGCCCGUACCCUCCUCUCCAUCCUCCGACUGUCCACAGCUCUGGUGAGGACUGUAAUUCACUCCUGUGAGCUGUUGCUGAAGGGAAACUUUCACAGGAUAAUCGGGUCAAAUCAGAGGAAAGUGAGAUUGUUUCAUGAAGAUUUGCGGUCGUCCGUCUCUUCUUCGGUAGUCCCGUGUGAGAUAAAGUGCUUACAGUGCAGGUAGUGAUGAUAACCUGGUCUACUGCAGUGUGAGCACUUCUUUCUCACGCUGGACAGCAGUCUGUCAAACCACAGUGAUCAAAGUCUCUGCUGUGUUCGGUCGUUUUGUUGUAAAUACCUGAAAUCGAGUGACUGCGAGUCGUCUUGGUCCCCGCUGCCAAAAGUGCUGUUUGUGCAGGUAGCAGUCAUCCACCUACUGCAAAACCAGCACUUCAGGCAGAGAGGAAAACAGUGUGCUGCUCACUAAUGUCCACAAGAGGGCAGGCUCCUGACAUGACUCUAAAAGACACCGCCUAAAUUGUGUUAAUCCUGCAUGUGUGUAUCUGCUGCACAGUGUGUGUGUGUUUGCCACUGAACUGUUUUUAACUUUAAGACUCGUCUGCAUAUUUCAUUUUCAUUUAUUUUUCUCAAACAUAUGUGCAACACAAGAAAGUAAACUGAAAACAAACAACAAUAAUCAAGGCUAAAAAAAAAAAACAAUAAAAUGACUUUUUAAUAAAGCGAACCCAACUUGUCUGAAAAGCAGUAGGAUGAAGCGUUCUGCUUCUUUUAAACCUACCCCUUCUCCUUUACUCAAUAAACAGUCAGUCUCCAACAUAUUUACAUUAUAUUAACAAUAAAUAGAACAUAAAUGGAAUAAAUAAGAACAGAAAUCAUUUCUGAAAACUCCCAAUAGUUAAAGCCUUUCUUCCUCACUGUACCCGGUGAGAACUAAGGCCCGACCGAUUUAUCUGUGAGCCGAUUAAAUUGGCCAAUUUUAGCCCGUUUGAGACUAAUUGGUAAUCAGCUGAUUUUCGCAGAUAUUUUCAGAAAUAAAAUGUGGAGAAUAAGAUUCGGUUUCACUUUGAAAAUGUUCUGCCAUUUGCAGAGUUCCCUGACUUAUCCUGUAGGGGGUGGGUAGUUGAAAAUGCGUUUCUGGUCUGGGUUUGAUCAGUCGGUCUCCCUGUCGGUGUAAAGAGCAGUUGACUACAGUAAAUCUACAGUAUAUGUAUUUUUUUAUAGAACUUCAUAAAAAAUUCAAUAUAAAUUUUAUCGGUAUAUCGGUAUCGGCAUUUACCCCAAAAAAAUCCAUAUCGGUCAGGCCCUUGUGAGAACCAUGUGUUUAUUCUGCUUUUUAAACUGGGUCAUGCUUAGACAUAGCUUGAGCGCCACACCUAAUCUAUUCCACAACCUUAUCCCACAAACAGAAACACAAAAUCUCUUUCAUGUUGACUGUGUCCGCUGAUGCUUUAAGUUAAAGUCUCCCCUCAGAUGAUCACCCUCAGCUCUGUUAAAAACAAUUUUUGGAUAUUUCCGGGCAGCAGAUUGUUUAUUACUUUGAACAUGAUUCUUGGUGUUUGAAAGUGAACCAGGUACGAAUGUUUGUCUGGUCCUGGCCAGCUUUGCAGGGUGGGCAGUCAGCGUGUGUUCGUAAAGAGCAGCUGUGCAAACCCAUGCAAAACUGACCAAGGCCUGAAGUGUCGGCCCCGCAAAAAUCAAACACUUUAUCCCUCAAGUGUUUUUUUAUAUUUCAUGACGUUUGAAACGGCGACCGAACGAGAGAUUAGCUGGUGUUGAGAGGCGGAGACUUGGGCAAUUGCCGGCCAUCCCAGAGGGCAUUGCACUUGUCUCGGUCUGACAGUGCCGGCACAGCGCAGCCUUCGUUGUUCAGAUUCAUCUGCUUCUAAACAGAAUUCACAAAAUCAUACAGAAGUGUUUUGAAGAAUGUGUCGAUUCAAAUCUGUCUCUUUGUGGCCCUCCUGCAGGCUCGCCUACGUCAAGAGGAGACUGUGGAGAAGGAAGAUGUCAAUGAGGCCAUGAGGCUCAUGGAGAUGUCCAAGGACUCUCUGCAAGCUGACAAGUCCAACACCACAAGGUCCGUAUUGACUCAAAACCCCUUAACCUGUCUUUAACAGCAGCCAUUGUUCGGCCCCGGCUCCUCACAUGUGACCAGAUGUAGUCUUGACGCUUUAUGAGUUCCUUGUAUACCUGUAAGAGUGACUGUGUAUCCUGGAGGAAGCUGUUAAAGCUCUCUGGCUUUUUAUAGAGCCCUGUUCACACGGCAGCAUGUUCUCUGAGGCAGUGAAGUGUUUGAAACGCCCUUACACAGUGACUGUUCUCAACUCCGAGCUUUGAAAUAUCAGGGAGGAUAAGAGGAGGUAGAAGUCUGAGCACACGAGCAGUUAUUGAUUUAGACUCUCCUUUUAUAUCCAAGGCAGGUCAGUUCUUUUAUUAGGAGAUGUUUGAGUUACUGCUGUUUGAUCGGAAGAAUAUCUAAACUAUCAACAUGUGAAGCUAAAAGCCGAAUCUGCAUAAAAGCUUUAAUAAAAAGAGGAUCUUGAUUUAGUAUUUACAGCAUUUAAAAGUCGAAAUUCUUCCUCUGACAACCUCUUUUUUCUUCUGAUGUUCAGGACUCAGCGCCCAGCUGACGUCAUCUUCUCGCUGGUGCGUGAGCUCGCCACAGAAGGAGUGACGGGCCGCGGCGGAGCAGGUGGAGUGGUUCGCAUGGCUGAAGCGGAGCAGCGCUGCGUCUCUCGCGGAUUCACCCCCGCUCAAUUCCAGGAAGCCCUGGAGGAGUACGAGGAGCUGAAUGUGUGGCAGGUCAACCAGGCUCGCUCCCGCAUCACCUUUGUCUGAAGAAAGAGGCGGUCAACUCUUCGAUCUUCAGCUCUUCACGGUGGAGUUUCCACAGACCUAAACUUGGGACUCUUGUUUUCCUCCUGCAGCAUUUUUUGUGAUCAAGGUCAAGCACAACCUGAACAUUUUUGAGGGAUGACUAUUCUGCAUGUAUUCCUGCUGUAGGAGGUCCAUAGUGUUUUAUAUUGACCAGAAAUUUGCUUGUAAAUAUGUGUGUACGCUGUGAGGCGUGUUAUUGUGUAGCGAAUUCAGUCUAGAGCUUAAAGCUUCCAGGUCUCUUUGAGACAUUUCUGUAUAUUCUAUAUGCUUCAAUGCAAGUCAGGCAAGAUUCAACAUUGAGCCUUGUAUUGUGACAAAAAGUUAUAAUAAAUGGAUGGUUCAAUAUG